AUGGGGCCUCUGCCGCAGGAAAGGGACAUCCAAUGGAGCGACCCUCUAAACUCAGAUUUGAACACGCUCGCUCGGGAGUGGUUCGGGGAAGCCGAAGCUCGCCUUGUUGAAAUUCAUGGAAUAAGUGAUCAGAAAGGGUAUGUAGGUCGCUCCGCUGGGCCCAAGUCUCGCAAAGUUCCCUUAGUGGCGCUGCUAGAGCGAGAUCACCGCCGGCGUUUUUCGAAGCAGACUGUCUGCUGGAUCUCGUUCGAGGCCCUGCUCAAGAAGGCAAAGGCAAUCAGUGCUGGGAACCCAGGUGCCAAGGGAAGAGCUCUUCUGGGAUCCUGGAAGCUUAAGCUGUUCGACAUUUUGGAGGACCUCCAGCUGACGGAAGAUGGGCCCACAAAGCUCGUGCGCAUCGCGGUCGGGUUUCAUUUGGUCGUGCUCGUUGUCGAUGCGGUGCUGGCCAGGGAUGCCGCGGCCCACGGGGAGCCCGCGGGCGGGGCCGCUGCGCCCGGCCGUACUUGGCAGGUCACGGGGAGCCCCUUCAGGACGGAGAGGGUGUGGGAGCGCUCGGCGACUUUGGUCGCAGGCCCCUGGAAGCGCGCGGCGGUGAAGGGGAUGGCUGCCCAGUUCGGAGCAAAACUGGUAAAGGCAUGGGAGGACUGCGCCUCGCAGUGGGCGGCUGCAGCUGUAGAGGUUAACGCUGGGAGAGGUUCCGGGGCCCGCGGUAUUCUCACGGUAGAUGGCGCGGUGCACAAUGUCCAGCGCGGCCCGGCGGUGUUCGUCAAGGUCGUCGGUCUCCUCGAUCAGGCGCAGGCCGACGAUCGCGUCGGCCAGCUGCUGUGCGGCGCGGCAGAGCACCGCGAGGGCAGCCUGCACGCCGCGCUGGCCGUGCUGCUGAACGGCCGGCGCGGGCUGCCGCACAGGAUCAUCGAGAAGGGAGUGGUCGACGCCUUCGGCCUCAACAAGGACGCCGUGCACGCCACGGCGCCAGAGGACCUGGCCUCGGCGGCCCUGGCGGGCCGCAAGAAGCUGCAGGCGCUGUCCUUCCAGCGCCGUCGCCUGAGGGCCUCCGACGUGGCGGCCGCGUUGGACCCCGGGCUGCAGCAGCCAGACCAUCCCCAGUGGGGUCCUCAGGCGGUCGCGCUGCGGGACCGGCUGCAGGAGCGGGUCACCAAGGCGCUCGGCGGUUCAACGGCCGACGGGCAGGAGACGCACCACCUGGUCAGGGUGCUGCAGGGCCGCCUGGGCUUCUCCUGGGACCUGGGCCUGCGCGCCCUGGCGCAGGCCGUUGUACUGUCGCCGCCUGGCUGCGCGGAGCCGCCAUCCUGGCAGGACGCCAAAUCUCGUGCGGAGGCCAUGGUCGCCAUGGAGGAUCCCGACGCGGUGCAGAAGGCGUUCGCGCAGGACGGCGGGCAUACAGGCCGCCUGCUGGGGGCGCUGCUGGCCGGCGCGGGGCCCGCGGGCCUGCCGGCGGCCUGCGUGCCCGCCGUGGGCGCGCCGGUGCUGCCCAUGCGCGUGCAGCAGGCGGACAGGGCGCAGGACGGACGCGGCCGGUGCGCUCCGGCAGCUCGGCGGGGCCGUGCUGGCCGAGUGGCGCAUGCAGGGGGAGCGGGCGCAGGUGCACGUGCAGAAGGGUGGGAAGGAUAUCACCGUCUUCGUCGGCGCAUUUGGCAGGCUCUGCAACGACAGGACCGAGGACGCCAUCUCUGCGCUGAAGGAUCACCUGCAGCCCGACGUCUGCAGCUGCAUCCUCGAGGUCAUCUUCGCCAAGGUCCAUCGCAAGGACAAGGACAGGGACGCGAAGGACGCGAAGGACGAGCAGACCCAGCCGCGGGUGGCGAUGGCGUUCGGAGGGACAUUCUCGCGCUCAACGGCAAGCCGCUGGUCGACCUGCCGCUGCGGCAGCGGCGCGAGGCGCUGCUGGGCGCGGUGCGGGAGCACGCGGGCCUCAGGUUCGUCCGCAGCUCGGAGGUCAAGCCCGGCGAGGACGCUCCCGCUGAGGUGGAAAAACGCGUGGACGAGGCGCUCAGUGCCUCGUACCUGGCCGACAACCCGGCGGAGAAGGCCUACAGCAAGGCCCUGGGCCUCGUGCUCAAGACCUUGGACGGCCCGGGCGCCUCCUACUGGGCCGGGCGCUGCCACUCGGCCUGGCUGGAGGGGGCCUCGAGAAGUCUCCGGUGGUGGGGCCCGAGGCGGACCGGUUGCUCCUCGAGUCUCUCUCGGAGGAGGAGCGCAAGCACCUGCCCGCGAAGGAGGACUUUCACUUCACGGUGA
Molecule: messenger RNA, 2259 nt
Organism: Prorocentrum cordatum
Lineage: Eukaryota; Dinophyceae; Prorocentrales; Prorocentraceae
Source: the annotation of a GenBank genome assembly